This is a messenger RNA of Linum trigynum, 718 nucleotides long. The record is from the annotation of a GenBank genome assembly. NCBI's taxonomy places the organism in Eukaryota, Viridiplantae, Streptophyta, Magnoliopsida, Malpighiales, Linaceae.
GCCACCCUCAAAGUGAACAAACAGGCCAAAGUACGUUUCAAAAUCGGCCACUAUGAGGACACGCUGUGAUGUGACGUAGCUCCGAUGCAAGCUACUCACCUGCUGCUAGGGAGACCAUGGCAGUAUGACCGAGGAGCAGUCCACGACGGAAGGACCAAUUAUUACCGAUUCAGGCUGGAAAAUCGCAAGUUCUUGCUUAAGCCGCUAUCACCGGCCGAAGUCCACGCCGAUCAGCAACAAAUGAAGGCGAAUCGGGGUAAGCAAAGGGGAGAUGAUGCUGGGUUAAUGGCUCGGAGGUUUAUGCUCACAGCUUUGAGCAAAAUGAGUCCUCCUCAGCAAGCCGAGCGCUGGCAGCUCUGCUCUCCGACACCAAAACAGAGCAGGAGAGAGAAGCAAUGGGGCGAAGUAGCUGGGCGAACGACGCGCGAGCCUAACGCCGUCAUCGUCUUCCACGAGGACCCAGAAUCCUCCUCAAAAGGUGGAAUCGACCCGAACAAGCCCCCGGUGCAAGACCCACUUCGGGUUUAUAAGCCUUUGACAGCACUUGCGGCAGGCAGCAAAUCGAGUGAAUGGGGUGGAUCGUCUGGGUACGAAUUGAAGCCAAAGGGCAUUAUGGAAUCGUUACUAUCAUUCUCCGGGAUGCUGUGAAGUCGAUCAAUUGGAUCCAAAGGUGGCUAGCAUCAAAACGUCCAAUUCGGAAUCAAAAGUUCUGGGUUCC